Messenger RNA from Ictalurus furcatus (blue catfish), 4067 nucleotides. It is a transcript of the gene slc35f4, whose product is annotated as solute carrier family 35 member F4. Gene Ontology annotation, biological process: transmembrane transport. Bases 210 to 1598 code for a protein of 462 amino acids. The transcript is spliced from 7 exons. Gene Ontology annotation, cellular component: membrane. Gene Ontology annotation, molecular function: transmembrane transporter activity. The record is from RefSeq and is a predicted model, not a curated record. Lineage: Eukaryota; Metazoa; Chordata; Actinopteri; Siluriformes; Ictaluridae.
GAUGCGGAUUUGCUGUGUAUCCGAGGUGCUGGAGAUGCGCCCCCUUGCGUCCGGGUGCUGGAAGCGACCGAGCCAAGUUUCUCCCCCUCCUCUCUGGAGCUGUGUAGUAGUAUCGGAAUGCGUCUCCUCCGCCACUGGUGAUGCCUUUGUCGGCGGGUCUCGCGUGGUUAUCGGUUGUUGCUUAGAAGCCGCCUUUUCCCCCCUGGAGGAUGAGCAGCACAGAGAUUGAUGUGUUGGAACAGGCGAGCUGUCGUCCCGAAUCUGCCAAGAGCACAAAGAGCUCGCACCUACCGUCCAAAGCAUCUCCAAGAGAGGGUUACAGGCACGCGCCGCAAGUGGCGGCCAACGGCGUGCACGACAUCGAGGACCGCAUUUUACGCAUGACGGGUUACUACGGUUACUACCCUGGAUAUUCCAGCCACAGAAGAGAUGAAGGUUCGGACUCCCACAUCGAGACUCCGGCCAGUGAGAUGAGUGGCGAAGUCACCGCCUAUCAGACCUGUGUCAACGCAGCUCUGAAGGUCAUAGGCGGCCUGCUGGUGGUCCUAUGUGUGUCCUCGUCCUGGGUGGGCACCACUCAGGUGGUCCAGUGGACAUUUAAGUCCUUCUCUUGCCCUUUCUUCAUCUCCUGGUUUAGCACCAAUUGGAACAUCCUCUUCUUUCCUCUCUAUUACUCUGGCCAUGUGGCCAUCACAAGGGAAAAGCAGACGCCCAUUCAGAAAUUCAGGGAGUGCAGUCGAUUGUUUGGGGAAGAAGGAAUGACGCUGAGACUGUUUCUAAAGAGGACAGCACCUUUCUCCAUCUUAUGGACUCUGACUAACUAUCUGUAUGUGCUGGCGUUGAGGAAGCUUACAGCCACCGAUGUUUCAGCACUCUAUUGCUGCCACAAGGCAUUUGUCUUCCUCCUGUCCUGGAUCGUCCUCAAAGACCGCUUCAUGGGUGUGCGGAUUGUAGCUGCCAUUAUGGCCAUCACAGGUAUUGUCAUGAUGGCCUAUGCUGAUGGCUUCCAUGGAGACUCAAUCAUAGGUGUGGCUUUAGCCGUAGGCUCGGCCUCCACCUCAGCACUCUACAAGGUUCUAUUUAAGAUGUUCCUAGGCAGUGCCAACCUGGGAGAAGUCGCCCACUUCUUCUCCACCAUGGGCUUCUUCAACCUGAUCUUCAUCUCUUGUGUGCCCCUCAUCCUCUACUUCACCAGGGUGGAGCACUGGGGCUCGCUGUCCUCUUUGCCGUGGGGUUAUCUGUGCGGCGUGGCUGGCCUGUGGCUGGUAUUCAACAUCCUGGUAAAUGUAGGUGUGGUUCUCACCUACCCCAUCCUCAUAUCGAUCGGGACUUUACUCAGUGUUCCAGGGAAUGCAGCUAUUGAUGUGCUGAAGCACGAGGUGAUCUUUAGCGUGGUGCGUCUGGCCGCAACCUGCAUCAUCUGCGUGGGCUUCCUGUUGCUGCUGCUGCCUGAGGAGUGGGACACGGUCACGCUGCGCUUCCUUGCCACACUCGCUGACAAGAAGUCAGAGGAGCAUGGAGAGGAGCUCACAGAGUCCAGCAUCAACAUGCGCAGCCGUAGCAGAGCUAACGGUGCCGUCUCGAUUCCCUUGGCAUGACCUAUGACCUCUAGACUUUGGCCCUAGUGCUGAAGAGUGCUAGAGAUCCGCCAUGAGGCAGUGCCGGAGUCAUGUGUACUUUGGGUGGAUGAGUAGCGAUUCUUGAAGAAAGAAAGUAGAGAUAGAGGAGAACUGGGAUCAUAACAUGCUGUGACAAUAGCCGCAAUAUCAACUGUGUGGAAAGUGGGCGGAGCUGAAAAUCUGAGGAUCAUAGCAUCACUUCUCUCUCCUUUAAGUGAGAUGAGAGGAGCAUUUUACAGACUGUGCUGAGGGGAAAAAAUCUCCCUUUAUAAAAGAAAGAUUUAUUUACUGUAUUUGUUUUUCAUGCUGGGAUUUCACGUUCACGUUAUCGGGAGGACAUUUUCUUUAGGGAGAUGAACUCUCUUGAUUAAUGGAGUAAAUAGCCUUUUCUGUUUGCACGCCUUCAUCCCAGCUAUGCCUGCUGAACCCUCACAUGGACUGUAUUCUGUGAAUAUAGACUCAAUCAGAGCCAAUUUGGCUCACUGUAUUAAAAUGCAUGUGUCUGAGAGAGAAGCGUAUAUAAUACAAAUGUUAUUUACAUUGUAUCUGAUGGUAUUAUACUGUACAUAAGAAGGGGAAAUAUAUUAUCCUAUAUAUGAACAAGGCUCUUGUUUCUUCUUACACUGAAAUUAAAAGUGAAAACCUGCCUCCAAAUGUUUAUUUUUGGCAAACAUUCCGAGUCUCACUAUCUUUCUGCAGGAUAAUGUAUCACUGUGACAGUUAUAAUCGUUUGGUAGUGAGAGGAAGCACAAAAUGCUCUGAACUAGAGCAACAUUUCUAAUCUGUUCUUUAUCACCAGUCAUAUUAUUUUAUGUGGCUUACCACUAACUGGUAUGUAUUAGUUUUGGGUUGUUGUUUUUUUUUUUCAUCCCUCCCCAGGGCCUUAACGUAUAUAGCUCAUUUAAAAAAGGAGAAAUAUUUGCCUCUGGGUAUAUAUAUUGUGAGGAAUACAAAUGUCAGAUGAAUAACAAUAGCUCAUGCACUAUUAAAGAUAAUAAUAAUAUUCCAGUGACAUUCUUGUGAUGGUAGACGUGAUGUGAUGGUACUUCAUCACACUAAUGUAGUUGUCUUUAAUUUGAGUGAAAGAGAAGGGAUAUAACCUUUAUAAGCUUCUAUCUAACUUUUUCUUUUUUUUUGUUUGUAAAAUUUUGUUUCUCUAACAUUUAGGCUGUAGGUAAAGUGUACAUUGUGUGUAUACAUUUGUUUUGAGUGAUUGGUGUCGAUGCCCCAUUAAGUUAAAACGAAGCAGAGAACAGUGUCUAGCAGAAAAAGAAAGGAAAACUAUUUACUGCUAAUCACUAAACUAUUUCAGUCUCAUUACAGUCAUCCUGGCACUUGGAGAGAGCACAGCAUGAACCCACCCACUGUAAAGAAGGAGGACUUGCAUCAUUUUGUUACGCCACACAAAUACAGGGCAUUAAGAGAGCUUUUUUUUUUUUUUUUCAGAUUGAGGGGAAUAAUUUAUCUAAUUUCUAAAUUAAGAAAAACUUAAGAGGAUAAUAUAAGACAUUCUACAAAUUCAGUAGUUUUUUUUCUAUUAUGUUUGUAUUGGAGAGUAUCUUCAAUGUACAACUUGAUUUAAGCAUACACAAAAACAUACACUUCUUGUAGGUGAUUUCCAAUAAAUCCCCCCAAAUUUUCCAAUAUUAAAACAUGGCAGAAAAUCAGGAAUAAACCAAGUAAUUAAAAAGUUUUUCUUUUUAAUCUUGCUAAAUCAACUUGAAAGAAGUAAUUGUUCUCUUGAUCAAUUUGGGUGAAUGCUUUAGCUGCUAUGACAUUUCUAUCCCCUGUUAGGCUUUCAUUUGUAUAACAAUGAGAAAAUUGAUCUAACUUUUCUUUGUUAAUUGUCAAAUAUAGAGCAUACCUAAACUCUCCCUCCUGCUUUAGUUUCGCAUUUCUUUCACUUCUUUCUAUAGAUCAUUUUGUGCAUAUUGAGUCAUUCCUGUUCUUCUGCAUAUAUUCUUGUAAUCUUUCUAUCCUCCUCUUUGAUAUAUUUUCUCAGAAUUGCUCAAUCAGUAAUAUUAUCAAUGUAAUAUUAUGAUAUAUAAAUGUUAUGUACAAGGCAUUCUGGUUAACAGAGAAUCUGAGUUGACAAUUGAAUGUCAAUGUUGAAACAAGCAUGUCAACACCAAAAAGACCCAAAUAGUUAAUGUUUCAUUAAUUUGAAUUAUUUUAGCACUUAUUAUUUAAAUAUGUGUACAUAAUAGAAAACUAGUUGCAUUUUGUAUUUUUUAAGAGGUAGAAGAUGUUUGGCGGUGACACGUUUUAAAAUAACAUCCAUAUGUUGAAGUGACAUCUACUCACCAUGUGGUCCAGCUGGAGGAACAGGUUUAACACUUCGUCCUAGUCUCGUGUUUAGGGUUGUGCCAUAUAUUGCUUUCCUGCAGAGAAAUUUUUCUUUGGGUUUCAGCAAACAUAAAAAUUUUAGGACAGAACCUUUUCAAAAUA